UUCUUACAUAGCAAUUGAAUAUGUUUACAAGAAUUAUAAAUAAUUUUAAUUUAAAAAAAAAUGAUGAUAUUAAAAUGAAUUUUUUUCCCAAUAAAUAGAUGCUUGCAAUUAUAGUAUAAAAUAGGUCCACUUACUAUAGACAAAAACACUGAAGGAUGAACAGUACUUUUGAUUCUAACUGAAAAAUGAACAUAGCAUGUUAGCAUGUGUUAGUGGUAUCCAAGGUGACAGCAGCAAAAUUAAAAUGGUUAAGAAAGGGAAAGGAGGAAAGAAAAAACAAAAUAAAGAAGAUAAAAAAGAUACACUCCCAGAAGUUGACAAGGAAUACUAUGAAAUACAAAUUGCUGAUUUAAAUAAAAAGCUGACAAGGUAAAUUUUCAUUUUUCAUUUGAUUAUGGAAUCUAGUUUCAUUGUGAUGCUGUUUUCAGGAAUGGAAGAAUGGAAAGAAAUAACAAGAAAUUUAGAAGAAUCAUAAUUUUAAAGUUAUUAAUUCCAAUAAAACAUUUUAAGAGUAAAAAACAUGUUUCAUUGUUUUAGAUUCUAAGUAUUACAAAUAUGUUAUAAAUAUGAUCACAAUUAAAAUAAUUAUAGUAAAAAUACAACAAAUCAGGUCAUUAGCCUAACUAUUUGUAGUAACAAAGGAUAAAAAUAAUGAGUUCUAAAGAAAGUUCGAAAGAUAAAAAGAAACCUGAAUUACUUCAUGCUGAAAAAGAGUUUUAUGUGCUUGAAAUUACAAAUCUGAACAGGACAAUAGCAAGACUAAGAACUGUUUGUGCUGAACUGGAAAAUGAAAAUGAUGAUUGUAAAAAAAAGUAUAAGACUCUUGAUCAAGAUCGAAAUGAUGUCAUAGCAUAUCUGAAGAAAUCUUUGACUCAAAAACAAGAUGAAAUCGUCGAUUUCACGAACAGGCUUGAAGCCAUGCUAAAAGAAAAAAAAACAGAAAUUCAAAAGUUUGAAACUAAGAUUCAAGAAAUGGAGCGCAAAUAUAACGACAUGUCUUCAACACUCACAGCUGAAAUAACACUCUUAAAUGGGAAAUUAAAUUCCUUAGAAGAAUUUAAGCUACAAAAGGAUUGCAUGAUAAAAAAAUACUUAGAUUUGGAGGAAACAUUAAAGAAGGAAGCAGAACGACAUUUAGAAAAAGAAACAAUAAUUGAAAAUCAAAGUCUAAUUCACAAAGAAAGCAUGCGCUUAGAUAUAGAAAAGAAGCUCUUGAAUUUGUCAAUAAAUCUACAAAAAGACACUCAGUACAGAAUAGCUGAAACUACACAAAAUGUGGUCAAAGAGAACAUUGCCCUUAAUAAUGAGCUUAACCUUAUCAUAGUAUCUUGGCAGAAACUCUUUGAUCAAAACGAAUUUCUAAAAAAUAGGUUAAAAACACUUUCUAAUGAGAUUGACGUAUCGUUUGAGACAAAAGACAAUCUUUUAAGACGGCAUGUGAUUCAAAAGGAAAUUAUAGACAGAUUGGUAACCAAACAACAAGAAAUGAUGAGUAAAUUUCAUACAUUGAAAAACUGCAUGACAAAUGCAUCUCUACUGAGAAAGAAAGUAAAAGAGUAUAGUAAAAAAGCAAAUGAUGCUAAUGUUAAGUAUCGGAAAAUAGAAGGUGCAUUUCAUGCUCAAAGCAUUCAAUUGGCAGAAUUAAAAACAGCAUUUGAUGAGCUUAAAUUACAUAAUUUUAAAUUAGAAGAAAGGAUAAAAGAAUCAGUUAUUAUCAUUAAAGAUGUUAUAGGGCUAGGAUUGAGGAGACAGAAAGAUCCCUUUUCAAUAUCAGAACAAGAUGAAUACAGUACUAGGAUUAAUCUUCUUAACACUCUCUUAAAACUGUUCGAUGAUGUAUCUCUAUUUGCUACUGGAGAGGCGAUUUCCAUAGAAGGAUCAAACGAAUCGUUAUUGGUUUCCGAUUGGAAGAGAAAAGUGUCUUCUCAACAUCUAAUACCUUGUGAUUCAGAGCCAUCAAUAGUAGAUGAAAUGCAAUAGCUGGUCAAUUGGAAAGAUGAGAUUAGAUUAAAUAAAUAUUGCAUCCUGAUAAGUAUUUUCCUUUAAAUUUGUUAUUUAUAAACACAUAAUAGCAC
This is a messenger RNA of Nezara viridula (southern green stink bug), 2075 nucleotides long. Lineage: Eukaryota; Metazoa; Arthropoda; Insecta; Hemiptera; Pentatomidae. The record is from the annotation of a GenBank genome assembly.